Molecule: messenger RNA, 1800 nt
Organism: Solanum dulcamara
Lineage: Eukaryota; Viridiplantae; Streptophyta; Magnoliopsida; Solanales; Solanaceae
Product: 3-ketoacyl-CoA synthase 20-like
Exons: 2
Coding region: 75-1562 (495 amino acids)
Biological process (GO): fatty acid biosynthetic process
Cellular component (GO): membrane
Molecular function (GO): acyltransferase activity, transferring groups other than amino-acyl groups
Source: RefSeq, a predicted model, not a curated record
CAUAUCAUAUUAUACUCCAAUCUUUCGUGUGUGUGUUUUUUCUGCUCAUAAUUUUCUUCUCUUUUCUUCCAGCAAUGGCAAAAAAUUCUCCUAAUGGAGAAAUUCAAUCAUCAAAUUUACCAAAUUUUCUUCUCUCUGUUAGACUCAAAUAUGUUAAACUUGGUUAUCAUUACUUAAUCUCAAAUGCAAUUUAUCUAUUAACUGUGCCAAUUCUUGUUGCUGUGGGACUUCAUCUUUCAACCCUUACACUUGAAGAUCUCGUGCAAAAUCUUGCCAUGUUGAAAUCUUAUUCAACUCUUGUUGUUUUUUUGGGUACGAUAUACUUCAUGAGUCGUCCGAAAAACGUUUACCUAGUCGAUUUCUCGUGUUACAAGCCAAACGAACGUUACAUGAUGUCGAAAGAACGUUUAUUAGAGAAAUUAACGGAUAUUUUCGAUGAAAGUAGUUUAAAUUUUCAGAAGAAAAUCUUGUACAACUCGGGUUUAAGUGACAAGACUUAUGUUCCAGUCGAUAAAUGGAUUCCAUCGAAUUUUUCGCUUAGUAGUAACCAACAUCAAGCGAAAUUGGUUAUUAUUGGUGCUAUCGACGAUUUAUUGGCGAAAACUGGCGUAAAAAUUCGAGAAAUUGGAUUUAUUAUUGUGAACUCUAGUAUGUUUAAUCCAACACCUUCUCUUUCUGCCAUGGUUGUGAACCAUUAUAAGCUUGGAGUCAAUGUGAUUACAUAUAAUCUUGGAGGUAUGGGCUGUAGUGCAGGACUUAUUUCUGUAGACUUGGCUAACAGGCUUUUACAGGGUCAAGCCAACAGCUAUGCACUUAUAGUAAGCACAGAAAUAGUCUCAUCAGCCUUCUAUACUGGGAAUGACAAAUCAAAGCUAAUACCAAACAUGAUUUUCCGGAUGGGCGCAUCCGCUGUUCUCUUAUCGAACCGUUUUUCCGACCGAUGGAGGUCGAAAUAUCAACUGAUGCAUGUUGUCCGCACCCAUAAAGGUGCGGACGACAGAGCAUUCAGUUGCGUAUUUCAAGAUGAAGAAGAGGAUGGUAAAAAAGGCAUGUCAUUGUCAAAGGACUUAAUGGCAGUAGCCGGUGAGGCUUUAAAAACAAACAUCACAACUUUAGGUCCACUAGUCCUGCCGAUGUCCGAGCAGCUCCUCUUUUUCGCCUCGUUAAUCAUGAGGAACGUCUUUAAACGGAAAAUCAAACCAUAUAUCCCGGAUUUCAAGAUGGCGUUCGAGCAUUUUUGCAUUCAUGCAGGGGGUAGAGCUGUCUUAGAUGAACUUCAAAAGAAUCUUGAUCUCUCAGAAGCACUUAUGGAACCGUCUAGAAUGACUCUUUAUAGGUUCGGGAACACUUCAAGUAGCUCAGUUUGGUACAAUUUGGCGUAUUCCGAGGCUAAAGGGAGGAUUAAGAAAGGCGAUAGAGCGUGGCAAAUAGGAUUCGGAUCAGGAUUCAAAUGUAACAGUGCUGUUUGGCGAGCCCUGAGGACAGUCAAUCCAGGAAAAGAAAAGAACGCCUGGACAGAUGAGAUUGAUGAUUUUCCCGCUCAAGUCUCACGUUCAUGCUGAAUACGUAUAAAUGGACAACACCUACAAAAAAAUCACUCUAGUAUAUUAAAUUGUGCAAAUAAUUAUUUGUACAAUCAAUGUAUCUAGAAGUACAAAAUUGAAGCCAAAUGAGGGCAACCAGUAGGUAGUUCAAAUAUCAAUUUCAAUCUUUUUAUUUUAAUGUUGAAUUAGCUCAUUCAUGUUCUCUAUUUGUUGAAGGAAAAUACCCUGGUAUUGAAUCUUGAAUCAUUUCAAACAA